Molecule: messenger RNA, 1366 nt
Organism: Anopheles maculipalpis
Lineage: Eukaryota; Metazoa; Arthropoda; Insecta; Diptera; Culicidae
Product: all trans-polyprenyl-diphosphate synthase PDSS2-like
Exons: 4
Coding region: 2-1366 (454 amino acids)
Biological process (GO): isoprenoid biosynthetic process; ubiquinone biosynthetic process
Cellular component (GO): mitochondrion; transferase complex
Molecular function (GO): prenyltransferase activity
Source: RefSeq, a predicted model, not a curated record
CAUGGCUAUGACCAAAGCGAUACGGCUCUGUGGCCAUCUUAGGCAGUGGUCUAGUAGUGGUGUAACGUCCCGGAAGGUAAAGUUACAUCCCGCAACCAUAUACGGUACCACACACACAGCAGUCCUCCCGGAUGUACGUCAGUUUAGUGGCAGCACCAGUCGGCAGGAAAAGUUGGCCACCAAAAGCGUCCAAAAGCAUGACUGGAAUCGUGCCGUUAGUGAGGCGGAAAAAAUUGUUGGCUAUCCAACGUCGUUCCUGAGCUUGCGGUGGUUACUGAGCGAUGAGAUCGCAAACGUAGCACUGCAUCUGCGGAAGCUGGUCGGGAGCAAUCAUCCACUGCUAAAAACUGCAAAAACAUUGAUCUACAACGACAAAAAUCAACAGGCAUGGGGACUGAUCGUUUUGCUCGUUUCGAAAGCAGCCGGACAUGUGGACACCAUACCGGACAUGGAGCAAGACAAGAGUGCCGGUGUGCUACAUUCGCAGCGUGCCUUGGCCGAAGUCACGGAGAUGAUCCGCACCUCCCAUCUCGUGCACCAGGGCAUGUUGAAUCUACAGUCGUUCGAUAAUGCUGGCAAUGAUUUGAGCGGUGACAGUGAUAUGAUCUUUGGCAACAAGAUCGCCCUGCUCGGCGGUGAUUAUCUGCUUGCAAAUGCUUGUCAACAGGUCGCGACGCUAAGGAAUCAAGAUUUGAACAUGCUCAUUUCGUCCGCCUUCCGCGAUUUAGCCGAGUCGAAUUUUAUCGGCGAGCGGGAUGAACAGAAUAACCCUCUGCCAACGAAAUCGGGUGCGCUUGCCAAGGAACUUGCUACCGAUGUAAACAGUCUGGAUGAUUUGGGCUUCGGUGAUCUGGAGGAUAAUACGGAACCGAUGAAGAUUGACGGUGUGGUUGGUAGUCCGGAAAAGGAAUGGUCCCUGCGGCACGUGCUCGGUGGUGGUAGUUUGCUUGGGAAAAGCUGCCAGGGAGCGCUAAUGCUCGGUGGCCACCCGGAAACGCUACAGAAGCAGGGCUAUCAGUUCGGGAAGCAUCUUUCGCUGGCCUGGCAGGCUUGCAUCGAUAUGCAACCGUUCCUGUUGCCGAAGCUUCCAAUGGGUGCUCAGUUCAGUCUGGUUUCUGCCCCUGUACUAUUCCAUCUCGAGCACGAUUCUGCUCUGUACGAGGAGAUCGAGAAAGGUCGUAAAUCUGUCGACAACAUCGACUACACCAAAGUUCACCAGGCGGUUCUCGAUGGGCCCGGACUGGAGAAGACAAAGAUUCUCCAGCGAAAGCACAGCUUAGCGGCAAUGAAGGUACUGAACGAGCUGCCGGCCACCGACGCUCGGAGAGCUUUACAGAACAUUAUUCUGGCCAUGCAGGAGCUGUAA